GGAUGGUGGAUGGAUAUUGCGGGGAUGCGUUGGUGUGUUUUUAUUGGUCUGGAAAAUGUUUUUCCUCAAAAUUUUAAGGAAAACAUUUUCCAAGAUAUUUAGUGCAUCCAAACAAGGGAAAAUAGGAAAACAUUUUCCUUCCUACCAAACACACCUUUAGUUACAAUUUUUUUGUCUUUGAAACUCAAUUAAGUUUAGCCACUUCCACAGUCUUGCUCUGACCUGUACACUUAGUUUCUUCCCUGCUAACAUCUGGCCCCACAUUUCCCUGCCAUGCCAAGCUCCCUGUCUGUUAUGUUACUUAUCCUUUUCUUAAAUUGAAAACUUUUUGGUCCUCCUUUUCUUUAUAUUAUCAUUUCCUAUUGUUGGAUGGCAUUGCUCAAUUUUAAUGAACUGAAAUAGAGAAUGGAAUAGUUUUAUCUAAAGCAAAAAGCGCAAAAAAGCUCUAAAGCGCAAAUAAAGUGUGGACUUUAAUGAAAAAAAAGCGCAAACGGAAGAAAUACAAAUACAUAUAUAUAUAGCAGUUUUGAUCUUCAUUUUCUUUUCCUUUGAUUCGUGCAACUAUAUGUUGGUCCGUGUACCACCAUUAUCGUAUUUAUCUGUGGUAGCUACUGUGUCUAUUUUCUCAUACUGCUUUAUCAUGGCUUUUUCGCUUUCGUUAGUUUCAUUUUCGUAUUGCUUUGAACUGUUUCUGCUUAUCUGACCUUUUCCCAUCAUGUUUUCUCUUGAGCCGAGGGUCUUCUAGAAACAGCCUCUCUAUCUUCCGAGAUGGAGGUCCUCCAGCGAAGACAGGGAAUGGCCUCUGCUGGGCUAACAAUUAAGGAACUAAAUGACUUCCUUGAUCACUUGGCCUCCAGUGAAAACAGAGCAGAGAAGACUUCAAUUCUGUCUGAUAUAAUCAGGAAAACAAAUGCUCAAGAAAUGAAAUGGAUUAUAAUGAUAAUUCUCAAAGAUCUUAAGUUGGGAAUUAGCGAAAAAAGCAUCUUCCAUGAAUUCCAUCCAGAUGCAGAGGACUUAUUCAACGUCACAUGCGAUUUAAAACUAGUUUGUGAAAAGUUGAGUGACAGAAGUCAACGGCAUAAACGCCAGGACAUUGAAGUUGGAAAAGCUGUCCGCCCUCAGCUGGCUCUUAGGGUCAGCAAUGCGUCUGCUGCGUGGAAAAAGCUUCACGGGAAGGAAGUAGUUGUUGAGUGCAAAUUUGACGGGGAUCGCAUCCAGAUUCAUAAAAACAAUUCUGAGCUAAACUUCUUCUCAAGAAACUUUCUUGAUCAUCAAGAGUAUGCUCAUGGAAUGUCAGAUGUCAUUACACAGAAUAUUCUUGCUGACAAGUGCAUACUUGAUGGUGAAAUGUUGGUUUGGGAUGCAUCAAUGAACCGCUUUGCCGAGUUUGGUUCCAAUCAAGAAAUAGGGGAGCCAUGUUGGUCGAUCAUUGCUCGCAGUGUUGACGAUGUUGAUAAAUUCUUUAAAGAAACUGUCGAGAACAGAGAUGAAGGAAUUAUUUUGAAAGAUUUAAAUUCAAAAUGGGAACCAAGUGAUCGGAGUGGAAAAUGGCUAAAGAUGAAGCCUGAAUAUGUUCGUGCUGGCUCUGAUUUGGAUGUUCUUAUUAUCGGAGGCUACUAUGGUUCUGGGCGACGUGGAGGAGAGGUAGCUCAAUUUCUGGUGGGUCUUGCAGAGCCUCCGGCUCCAAAUACAUAUCCCAGAAGGUUCAUUUCUUUUUGCAGAGUGGGCACUGGAGUUUCUGAUGAGGAACGUAAUACCAUAGUAACUCGAUUAAAGCCCUAUUUCAGGAAGUAUGAGUACCCGAAGCAGGCACCACCAACUUUUUAUCAAGUAACAAAUAAUGCAAAAGAGCGACCCGACGUGUGGGUUGAAAGUCCAGAGAAAUCCAUCAUUGUUUCAAUUACAAGUGAUAUUAGAACAAUAAGAUCUGAGGUGUUUGCUGCGCCAUACAGCUUGAGAUUUCCGCGUAUUGAUCGAGUCAGAUAUGACAAGCCUUGGCAUGAGUGUCUUGAUGUGCAAUCAUUUGUUGAGCUGGUACAUUCAAGCAAUGGUACCACACAGAGGGAGGCCGAUUAUGGAGUUGGGCAGGAUCAUGAACCAAAGACCAUUAGGUCAACAAGAAAACGAGAGAAGAAGAAUGUUUCUGCAGUUCCUUCCCAUUUUGUUCAGACUGACGUGUCUCAAAUCAAGGGUGAAACAUCAAUAUUCUCUAACAUGAUGUUUUAUUUUGCUAAUAUGCCUUCAUCACAUACACUCGAUUCCUUGCACAAAAUGGUGGUUGAGCAUGGGGGUGCUUUCUCGAUGAAUUUGAAUAACUCAGUUACUCAUUGUCUAGCAGCUGAAAGCAGAGGUAUCAAGUUUCAAGCUGCAAAACUUCAUGGAGAUGUUAUUCAAAUCUCUUGGCUCUUUGACUGCUGUCUGCAAAAGAAGCUCCUUCCUUUACAGCCAAAGUAUUUUCUUUUCCUUUCUGAUUCAACAAAGAAAAAGAUGGAAGCAGAAGUGGAUGAAUAUUCUGAUUCUUUCUUCUCUGACCUCAGCAUUGAAGACAUUAAACAGGCUUUUAGCAAUAUAGAACACUCAGAAGACUCCAAAACUGUUGAGUACUACAAGAAUAAGUACUGUCCCGAGGAUAAAUGGGCUCGAUUUCAUGGUUGCUGCAUUUACUUUUUCAUUCCAAAGCGGUGUCUGAAAUAUUCAGAUUGCAAGGCUUUAGUGGAACUUGCUAUGAGAAGGAUGAAAGUUGAAAUUUCUGUAGGUGGUGGGAAAGUUGGUGACAAUCUUUGUCAUGCUACUCAUGUCGUCGUCAUGUCUCUACCAGAGUUUGACGUAAACUUCAAUGAAGUCUUAAAUAGUUUCUCAGAGGCUGAGAAGCAUGUUUUGUACAAUACAAAGCUGCAUGUAGUUGGAGCACGGUGGUUGGAGGAUUCCUUUAAAGAGGACCAGAAGUUGCAUGAGGGGAGUUACAGCCUAAAACCAAGCAAUUUUCAAGUGUCAAUUUCUGAGAAGAGACAUGAUAAGCUAAAAGGUAAUGCCAAAAGGUGCAAAAGACCAUCUUCCCCUGAUAAACAUGGAGUACAGAGCAAAGCUGAAGAAAUUUCAGACCAGUGCCGAGCUAUCACGCUACCAAAGAGGGAUAGAAAACGAGAUAGAGGAAGACCUACUGGUAGUGCUACAGAAAAAGGGAAAGCGCGGAUCAACAUGCCACGGAGAGUUAAACGCAAGGUCACAAAUAGACGUGCUAAAAUUCAUGAAAAUGAAUCUGAUGAAAGUGCUACUUCAGGUGAGCGUCUUCAUAAUGAUGAGAGUGAAGCGGCUGUUGGGACUCGUGGAACUGAUGAAACUUUUGAAGAGCGGAGUUCAGGAGUUCAAAAUGAGGAUGCUGUAAAAGAUUUGGAAUUUUCACGAGAUGGUGAAAUAUUUCCACAAGGGACUGCUGAAUGCAGUGUGAUUGGUGAAAGGUUGGACGAAGUUCACGAAACUUCAUAUGGAAGUGGAAAUAUUGCCAGGGGCAAAGACAGAGAUGAGAUGGAUGAAAAGGUGGAAGACCCUGUGGAUCCAGUCCAAGCUAUGCUACUGCAUAUGAUACCCCACUUGGAAAGUAAGCCAACCCAAAGCGUGGACACUCUUGUAAAGGACGACAAGCCAGAGGCAGAUACUAAUCCCAGUCCUAAAAAGAAAAAGAAAGUUAGCUAUAAAGAUGUAGCUGGUGAGUUGCUCAAAGAUUGGUGAAACCCUUUAUGCCCAUCCACCACUUUAAAAAGUUAUUAAGCUUUGUUUUGUUUCAUUUUGUAUUUCUCCAGGACCAUAUAAAUAUAAUAGUCUCUUUUGUGUUGUAUUUCUGGUGUAAAUGAUUAAAAACAGUUUAUACAUCAUUCUGUUAUUGUU
Molecule: messenger RNA, 3885 nt
Organism: Lycium barbarum (goji berry)
Lineage: Eukaryota; Viridiplantae; Streptophyta; Magnoliopsida; Solanales; Solanaceae
Product: DNA ligase 4
Exons: 24
Coding region: 769-3729 (986 amino acids)
Biological process (GO): double-strand break repair via nonhomologous end joining; DNA recombination; nucleotide-excision repair, DNA gap filling
Cellular component (GO): DNA ligase IV complex
Molecular function (GO): ATP binding; DNA binding; DNA ligase (ATP) activity
Source: RefSeq, a predicted model, not a curated record